Cariama cristata (Red-legged seriema) is the source of this 6878-nucleotide messenger RNA. RefSeq names its product centromere-associated protein E-like. Gene Ontology annotation, cellular component: microtubule. The annotation marks the transcript as partial. The transcript is spliced from 46 exons. Gene Ontology annotation, biological process: mitotic cell cycle; microtubule-based movement. The record is from RefSeq and is a predicted model, not a curated record. Lineage: Eukaryota; Metazoa; Chordata; Aves; Cariamiformes; Cariamidae. Gene Ontology annotation, molecular function: plus-end-directed microtubule motor activity; microtubule binding; ATP binding.
CAUCUCUUAUUCUAGGGAAAAUGCUGUAGAAGAUAAGGUGUCACUCUACUGGAAAAGUGAAAAUAAUACCAUUUCCGAAGUGAAUGGUACAAAAGUAUUCAGUUAUGAUCGUGUCUUUCACUCGAGUGACAACACUCAACAGUUAUAUGAAGGUGUAGCUGUUCCAAUUAUAGAGUCAGCUGUGCAAGGUUAUAAUGGCACAAUUUUUGCUUAUGGACAGACUGCUUCAGGGAAGACAUACACAAUGAUGGGAAAUGAAGAUUCUGUGGGCAUUAUCCCUAAGGCAAUUCAACAUGUUUUCAAAGUUAUUUGUGAGAUUCCAGACAGAGAAUUCUUGCUAAGAGUUUCUUACAUGGAAAUCUACAAUGAAACCAUUACAGAUUUGCUUUGUGAUAACAGGAAAAAGAAGCCUCUGGGAAUUCGUGAGGAUGUUAAUAGGAAUACAUAUGUAGAAGAUCUGAUUGAAGAGGUGGUGGUUGCCCCUGAACAAGUUAUGGAAUGGAUCAGAAAAGGUGAAAAAAAUCGCCAUUAUGGAGAAACAAAAAUGAAUGAACACAGCAGCCGUUCUCACACUAUCUUCAGAAUGAUCAUUGAAAGCAGAGAACGAAGUGACCCUGCAAAUGCAAACUGUGAUGGAGCAGUGAUGGUAUCCCACUUGAACUUGGUAGAUCUGGCAGGAAGUGAAAGAGCUAGUCAAACAGGAUCUGAAGGUGUCCGACUGAAAGAAGGCUGCAAUAUAAACCGGAGCUUGUUCAUUCUGGGUCAAGUCAUCAAAAAACUUUGUGAUGACCCUUCUGGCUUCAUAAAUUACAGAGACAGCAAGCUGACUCGAAUUCUGCAGAACUCCCUUGGAGGAAAUGCUAAAACUGUUAUUAUUUGUACAGUUACUCCUGUUUCUUUUGAUGAAACGCUCAGUACUCUCCAGUUUGCCAAUACAGCCAAAAGAAUGAAGAAUACUCCAAAAGUCAAUGAAGUACUUGAUGAUGAUGCCCUCUUGAAGAGAUAUCGCAAAGAAAUUCUGGAUUUGAAAAAGCAGCUGGAGGAAGUGUCUUCGAAGACUCAAAUUCAUGCUAUGGAAAAAGACCAAUUGGCCCAGCUGUUGCAAGAAAAAAAUUCUCUUCAAAAAGUACAAGAAGAUAGGAUACGAAACUUAACUGAGAUGCUAGUGACUUCUGCCUCCUUUUCCUCCAAACAGAAUGCUAAAGCCAAGAGAAGAAGAAGAGUUACUUGGGCUCCUGGUAAAAUAAACCAGGCGAAUGUGAGUUAUUUUGAAGACUUUGAAAAACCAAGGUUGACUGAAACCAAACGAAUGAAAAUGUCUCUGCCAACACUACUAGACACAGAGGACUCUAUAUUAGAGAAUUCUGAACAUGACAACCAAUGUCUGAUGGUUCCUGAUCAAAUUUCAGAUGUAGAAUGGACUGCUGGACCUAACAUGAAUUGGACUCAGAAAGACUUUGAAGAAUCUGUGCAACUCUGUGAAGCAUUAGCACUAGAAAAGGAUAUUGCUGUAAAUGAGGCCAACGUCCUGCAAGCUAAUUUUAAUGACCUAGUAUUGGAAAAUGAGCAGUUGAAAUCAGAAAUAAAUGAACUGAAGGAGAAACUGAGGGAAAAAGUAGAAAUGGAUGAAUUUGAAGCACUGGAAAAACAAACACAAAAAGAUCAUGAGGCAGAAAUAAACUCCAAAUUGCAACAGCUGAAAGAGAAAGAGAACAAAAUAAUGAUUUUACAGAAUCAAGUGGAAGAAUUACAGAAAGCAGAAGUGGAAAAAAAGGACACAUCUUUUUCAGUGGGAGAUUCUGAUAAGCUAAUUGAGGAAAUUCAGCAGCUGAAUAAAUCCCUUUUAGAUAGUGAAACCAUAGCCUUGGAUGCCAAAAAAGAAUCUGCUUUUCUCAGAACUGAAAAUCUGGAGCUGAAGGAAAAGAUGAAUGAACUCUUAAGUAAUUACAAGCAAAUGGAAAAGGAUGUUCAAUUGUAUCAAAGCCAAAUAGAAGCAGGAAAAGCCAGUUACAAAAAAAUGCAAGCUGACUUGCAGAAAGAGUUGCAGUCCGUGUUUCAAGAAAACACAAGGCUAACUUCACUGAUGGAGGGUAAAGUUCCAAAAGAUCUGCACUCUCUUGCGGAGCUGGAAAAAAAGGCAGCUGACUUAAAAGGAGAACUAGAAAAAGCAUUGAGAGAGAAUGCACUUCUACAGAAACAAGUAAACGAGCUGUCAGAAUUUCAGUCUUUACCAAAUACUGUUGAGAUACAGCAGAAAGAGAUUCUUGAAAAAUCUGAGGAGCUACAUUUAUUAAAAUUGGAAAGAGAAAAGCUUAUUUCUGAAAUAGCUGAUAAUGAAAUUAAACUUAAACAUAUGACUGAAGAAAUUGGAAAAUCAAAAGACAGUUUAGCAGAUGUGCAACUUAAAUAUGUGAAGUCUGAUCAGGAGUUUGUAGCACUUAAACAGCUCCAUGAAGAACUACAGCGAAAAUAUGUAGCUGCAUCAGAAAACAAUGAACAAAUGAAGGUCCAAAUAGAUACUCUAUCUAAAGAAGAACAAGAGUUGAAAACAACUUUGGAUGAAGUGAAAUUAGAGCUCUCUAGCAAAAUGAAAGAACUGGAAGAAAAGACAGCAGAGCACAAACAGCUGCUUGAGAUAAGAGAAGAUUUUAUUCGGACUCAGCAGAAGUUAAAUGAAAUGGAGCAAUUAAAAGAGCAAGAAAAGAUUAUAGAGCUGAGACUGGAGGCCAAGGAUUCGGAGAUCCAGGCAGUUCUUCAGCAGCUUACUGAAUGUCAGGAAGAAAUAAAAACUCUAACCCAGGAAAGAGAUUACCUGAAGCAAAAAGAGGAGUCUCUCCAAGCUGAGACAGACCAACUCAAAGAGGACAUAAAGGACACUGUUUCAAUGAAUAUUUUGGCACAUGAAGAACUAAGAAAUGCACAGAUUUCUCUCAAGCAAUCCCAGGACACUGUCAAGAAGUUGGAAAAAAAUGUUUCUGAAAAACAAUCUCAGAUUCUAACUGUUGAAGAGGCACUAGGGAAAACCAUUAAAGAACUCGAAAUACAGAUAUCUCAAAUGACGGAAGAAAUAAAUAUCAUCACAUCAGAGAGAGACCAGCUUGCUAAGGAAAAAUCAGAAAAUGGUAACUGUAGAGAAAGUGAUCAGCUUCAGGUGCAAAAGGAACAAAUCUUUUUCCUUACACAAGAGAACAAAUCAUUGCAGGAUAAGCUGGACAGUUUACACUUGAAAAAAGAAGAGUAUGGGGAAGGAACUUUGAUGCCACAGAUUCCAGAAAAAUCUAUUGAGCAAGAAAUACUACUUCUGAGAGAAGAACUGAGCCAGGCACAAAGGAAAUUGCAUGAAAUGGCGGAAGUGAAGGCCAAUGAAGGUCAAGGAGAAUCUGAAAAAACGGAGAGAACAGAUUUUAUUCCAAAAUUGCCUGACUGUCAGGAAGUGAGCACUCUGACAGAAAAAGGAGAUGAUAAUCUUAAAAUACAACUGGAGAAUCUCCAGACUGAGAGAGACCAGCUAAGAGAAACUAUACAGGAGACAAUUAGCAUGAAUUCAGAGAUGCAGGAAGAGUUGAAAUGUGCUCACAACUCUCUCAGACAACAUCAGGAGACUAUUGUGGAGCUGAAAGGAAGUAUUUCAGAGAAAGAAAAUCAGCUCUUGAAAGCGCAAGAGGCACUGAAGGAAACAACUGAUGAGCUGCAGCAGAAGCUCGCUGAAGUAACUGAAAACCUGACUCAUGUCUCUUCUGAAUGUGGCAAGCUACUGGCAGAAAAAGAACAAAUUGAAAGAACAAUGAAUGAGCAUAUCUGUCAGCAGCUUGAGAAAAUCACUUUCCUUAACCAGGAGAAAGAUGAGCUACAGCAAAUGGUAGAGACUUGCAAAGCAGAAAGACAUCAGUUAGAGGCUGACUGUCAGGAGAACAAGGACAGAUCUUUAAAACUUCUGACAGAAGUGGAAAAUCUUCAGGAACAACUAAGGCAUCAGAAAGAGCAAGCUGAUAUCCAGAAGAACAUGCUAGCAAAUGGAGAAGAGAAAUUGCAAAAUACUGAAAAAAAUCUAAAUGAAGAAAUAAACAAACUGAAAGAAAAGGCAAUCAAGUUGAAUGAGGACUUAAAUUUGGUAACUGAGGAAAGGUACCAGCUACUGGGAGAACUGAAGGAAAAGACUGAGACUGAAAGCGGUAAACUUCAGCAGCUGGAGAAACAGUGUGAUUUAUUAGCACAAGAGAGAGAUCAGCUCCAGAAAGCGCUGGAAGAUAUUCGAGCAGAGAAGAACAAACUGGAGAUUAACCUACAGGAGAGUAGUGAUAAGAUUCUUGAAGCCGAAAAGGAAUUGAGGUGGCAACAAGAACUCCUCAGCAAUGAGAAGAUCAAAGCUGAGGAAAGGGAAGAACAUUUGUUAAAGGUUCAGAGGCGGUCAGAUAUUUUGGAGGACAGCCUAACAAACAAGAUUCAGCAGUUAACUGAGACGCUAAAGAGUGUAUCGUGUGAAAAAGACCAGUUAUUGGCUGAAAGAACUAGUCACUCUUUCCAACUUAAAGAACAAAUCUCAUCAAUUAAUCGAGAAAAAGAUGAGCUAGAAAAACUUCUCCGGGAUAUCAGCUCUGAGCGGGACCAGCUCAAGACAGAAUUGCAAAGAAAUUCUGAGAUGUUUGUUGAAGCAAAUGCAAAACUAGAAUCUGCUCUAGACCAACUGAAGCAGAGAAACCUGACUGAUAAGUCCAUUCAGGUGGACCCACUGGAUAAUGCAGAGCAGGUGGUUGAUGACAGCCUGAAGGAAAAAACCUUGAAAAUUAAGGAGCUUCUUGAGAAAUUCCCAAAUAUAGGGAAGAAGUAUGAAUGUCUCUCUACAGUGUCUCUUAAUUUAAAGAAUGAACUGGAUGGUCGGAAAGCACUGAUAGCUGUGAUACUGACUCGGCUUUCAUUGGAACAGAGUAAACAAGUCAAAAGACUUCAAACUGAAAAUGAGAAAAUAAACAGUCAUCUCCAGAGUUUAUUGAACAAACUGAAGUUUCUGUUCAGUCGUGUUUGCUCAAAGAAAAGAGAAUAUCAUGCUACUGUUAACAAAUAUGAAAUGGACUUGCUUGAGGAAAAGAGAAAACAAGAUCAGCUACGAGCUCAGAUUCAGUGUCUCAGGAAGAUUUAUUUGAACCAGAAUGAAACAUCUUCUCAAGAGUUAAACAUCAGUGAAGUGCUGCGGAGUUUGCACUCGGAUGCAGAGAGCAUUCUCAAAGAUGUAUCAGAAAUGGAAAGCGAACUUCUGUGCAUAGAGGCAGAGUUACAGCAGGAGGAAAGUGCUAGAAAAGAAACAAUGCAGUUCUGGGAGGCUUGUUCAGGAACUCACUGUGAUGCAGAGAAACUUAAAGAAGAGUUAAAGAAAGAUAAUGAAAGGCUUUUACAAGUCAUUAACUUCUGGACUCCUAAAGUAAAGAUACUCCUUCAGCUUUCUUCAGAGCUGGAUACCAGAACUGCCAGUUAUUGUGAAAAUGCUGAUGUUGAAUCAAAACAAAGAAAAGAGAAAAGUGAAGAGUUGCUUCAGGAACUAAACACUCUUAAAGAACAACUGGCCCCUGGUGGCUCUGCCAGUCUUGCAUUAGAAGAAGAAAACUACAGACUUCAUAACAAAUUAAAGGCUGCAGAACAAGAUAUAAAGGCUAUGGAAGUAAAAAUUCAGAAGCUGGAAAAUGUAAUAAAUGAAGUAGGAAAAAAUGUCAAAGAGAAAGAUGACAGGAUAAGCAAGUUACAAGCACAGUUAAGAAUAAAAACAGAAACAAGUGAGCUCACCCAACUGCAAGCCAAAUUGAAUGAGACAGAGAAGUCCCUCAGAACUGCCCUGACAGAAAAUCAGAGUCUUCAGGCAAAAUUAGAUAAAGGUGCUGAGUUGUACAAAGAAGAAAUUGAUCAUCUCAAAACACAAUUGGUAAAAUACGAUAUGGAAAGAAUGAAACAAUCCAACUCUUUCGAUAGGAAACUUGCUAAUUAUAAAGCUCUUGCAGAACACCAGGAACAACAGUUAACAAAGCUAAAAGAAGAACUUAGAAGAGCGCACCAAGAGCAAGAUGUUACUGUGGUGCUGGACAAAAAGGCUCCUGAGCAAUCCCAAAUACCCCUUACUUGCGGUGGUGGCAGUGGUAUUGUGCAGAGCACACAAAUACUUAUUCUAAAAUCUGAACAAGCUAAACUACAGAAAGAGAACUUGCACCUGAAGAAACAAAAUGACCUUCUACUAAGUAAUGAGCUUCAACUGAAAGAGGAACUUAGAAAAUGGAAAGAAAGAGCACUGAAAUUGAAAGAACGAUCCUCAAGAGAAACCACUCGAGAGACAGUACCAAGGUCUCCACGGAAGACUGUGUCAUAUUCCCUUAAAGAGCAAAUGCCUUCACCCUCCAAGGAACCUAUUGCUCAGGAAAUUGUGACUCAGGACAUAUCAAAGCCUCUGCCACUGACUUAUCCAACAAAUUUCUUUGAUAAUUCCAACUUGGGUACACUAACAGAUGCACGACCUGCAGGACUAGAGCCCACAGGAGAACAUCUAAAGCACUGGUUUGGAACUUCAGAGAAAGAUAAGGCCCCUGAUUCUCGGCCAAUUAUGGUGCCAAGAGUAACUUUGCAUUUUGCAUCGUCUUUCAAUAUACUUCUAGUUCCUGUCUUAAGUUGGGUCAGCAGUAUGGGUCGGCUUGAUGGGAAGGUCAUACUGCUGUCUGCAGCUGCACAGGGGAUAGGACGAGCAGCUGCUAUACAGACAGAGAAAGUAAUAGAGUUAUCUCAGCAUCUCCGUAACGUAAUCAAGAAGGCUGUAAAAGCUCCUGCUUUUGCUAAAGAAGGAGCCAAAGUCAUUGCUACAGACAUCAAUGAGUCUAAGCUGCGAGAACUGGAGAAAUAUCCAG